Molecule: messenger RNA, 1228 nt
Organism: Corticium candelabrum
Lineage: Eukaryota; Metazoa; Porifera; Homoscleromorpha; Homosclerophorida; Plakinidae
Product: elongator complex protein 4-like
Exons: 10
Coding region: 1-1203 (400 amino acids)
Biological process (GO): tRNA wobble uridine modification
Cellular component (GO): cytoplasm; elongator holoenzyme complex; transcription elongation factor complex
Source: RefSeq, a predicted model, not a curated record
AUGGCAACGAGUUUUCGCAAAACGGGUGCUUCUAAGAGUCGAGCAUUCUUGCCGUCUGGUACGAAACAUUCGGUUCAAAACAGUCAACUACUUGUUUCCACCGGUGUUCCCUCCAUCGACGUUCUACUCGGUGGAGGUAUAGCCGUCGGAACUAUUUUUCUUGUGGAGGAGGAUGUGUAUGGAUCUUAUGCCAGAAUACUGUGCAAGUAUUUCUUAGCUGAAGGAAUUGUAUCUCAACAUGCCGUUCACGUGUCCUCUGCUGAUCGGUCUCCAGCAGGGAUUUUGCGUGAGCUUCCGGCGAGUGUGGAUGAGAGUGGAUGUUUGUCUGUAUCGGAUUCGUCUGUUACAAGUGGGGAAUCGGAUGCGUUAAGCAUUGCUUGGAGAUAUCAGAAUCAACCAAAAUAUCAGAGUGAGAGAGGCAUCAAGUUUGGUCAUUUCUAUGACUUGUCGAAAACUAUGGACGAAUCGUGUCUAAGAAAUAUCCCUACAACCAUGUUUGAUGCAUCAGAGGAAAGACGUCAUUGUAUUGCAGCAACAUCUGAUGCCACUGAACACUCACCCUGCAGAUUGAUGCAUCCUUUGUAUUCAAAACUUUGGGAAUCAAUAAAAUCUACUAUAGGUGAUGGACAGUUUAGUACAAGCUCUACAGUUGAGGAGAGGAAGGUGUUGAGAAUUGUGAUUGAGGCUCUUGGUUCACCAUUGUGGGGAGAGGACGACGAGCAGUAUCAUUCGUUAGCAAAGUUUCUUUUCUAUUUGAAGGGAUUACUGAGAAUGGCUUAUGCAGUAGCUUUGAUUACGAUACCAACGCACCUCAUGCAGGACACUGCAAUAGUCCGGAGGCUUGAGCAUCUCUGUGACACAGUUGUGGCACUGGAGUCAUUCGAAGGAUCAGACAAAAUGAAAAAUCCCGUUUAUAGAGACUACAAUGGGUUGUUUCACGUUCGAAGUCUGCCUCGGAUCAACUCGCUCAUGACACACAUGCCAGAGACACUGAAGUGGGCGUUCAAACUAAGAAGACGGAAGUUCAGUAUAGAGAAGUUGCAUUUGCCACCAGAAUUGUCUGAAACGGCAAGUCGAGCUCAAGGAGAUUUGUCCAAUCCGGCGUCAAGGAAGAGCCUUAGUAGAGUUGGAGAGAGAAACUGUCAGGGAAGUUCCAUAAUGGCACAUGUUAAGGGAAAGCCUAUGGAUGCACUUGAAUUUUAGAAAUCAAAAAGUUAAGUUAUUAUUG